UCGAAACAUUAACCUUUUAGAAUAUUCAGAGCCACACUUACAGACACAUUUCUUUGUCAAAUUUAGACUUCAUUACACUGACCACAAUGAGUCAAAGGUUGUAUUUCCUAGCGAUCUUAAUGACCGUGGCCAGCGCCGCCUAUGUGAACGACUGGGACCAGCCGUUCAACUUCAGAUGUCCGGACGGUCAAGUGGUCAGCUACGUGUCCAGUGUCCACGACAACAGAAGGGAGGACAGGCGAUGGGAGUUUCUGUGUCGUACAGUUAGACAGACACACUCGUGUACAGACAGUGGCUACGUCAAUGAUUUUGAUGGCCCCUUAGUCUACACUUGCCCCGGAAACAAAGUCAUGAUUGGCGUCCAUAGUUACCAUAACAACCGUCGGGAAGAUCGCAGGUUCGGCUUCUACUGCUGCGACGUCCAGGGCAGUACACCACGUGACUGCUACACCACCGACUACGUCAACGACUGGGAUGGAAAGCUGACCUUGGCUGUACCGGAAGGAAGAGCUGUCAAGGCUGCAUUCAGUCACCAUAACAACCGACGCGAAGAUCGAAGAUGGCAGUUUCAGAUUUGUGCUUUGUAAUCAAAGAUGGAAACAUUAUCGAAAAGCAAUCCAUGCAUUAUUAUUACGAGUAAAUGUACUUUAAAUAUAUUUCUACCUCUUUGUUUUAUUAAUAAUGAGUGUUAGUAAAUAUUUUAUCAAUCUCAGGUGUUAUUUAGAAGCUCUGUUAUAGUAUUUGUUGACAUUUAUAUUAAUAAGCAUAUCAUUCUUUUUAGGUGAAAUAUAACAUGUAUUAUAGAGUUUACUAUAUAUAGUGAAUAAAACAUGAUGAUUUUGGAAUAGUGUACAUUUUUAACAACACUAUGUUUUUAUCGAAUUUUCCAAUAAAUAUUUUAUAUUGA
Biomphalaria glabrata is the source of this 907-nucleotide messenger RNA. RefSeq names its product dermatopontin-like. Lineage: Eukaryota; Metazoa; Mollusca; Gastropoda; Planorbidae. The transcript has 2 exons. Gene Ontology annotation, biological process: collagen fibril organization. Bases 87 to 587 code for a protein of 166 amino acids. Gene Ontology annotation, molecular function: extracellular matrix structural constituent. Gene Ontology annotation, cellular component: extracellular matrix. The record is from RefSeq and is a predicted model, not a curated record.